Molecule: messenger RNA, 1636 nt
Organism: Capsella rubella
Lineage: Eukaryota; Viridiplantae; Streptophyta; Magnoliopsida; Brassicales; Brassicaceae
Product: probable galacturonosyltransferase-like 3
Exons: 1
Coding region: 221-1267 (348 amino acids)
Cellular component (GO): Golgi apparatus
Molecular function (GO): glycosyltransferase activity
Source: RefSeq, a predicted model, not a curated record
ACAAAAACAUACUUAAUUCAUUAACUUUCAUGAUUAUUAUUAUUACUCCAUAAACAAGUAACGUCAAAUUAAACAAUUAAGCAUUUUAACGAGAAAAACAAAUGACUCGAAAUAUCGAAACUACCCCUGAUCCGCCAUUAACAACCGACACAACAAAAAGCCUUCUCUUUCACACUCUCUUGUCUCUCUACUCACUCACAGAACACACAAGCCUUAAACAAUGUCAUCACCGCGUCUGCGUUUGCGUUUAUCUCUACUCCUACUCUUACCAAUCACGAUUAGCUGCGUCGCAGUCGCUCUCUCUGACGACCUCCCCGCGUUUCGCGAAGCUCCGGCGUUUCGGAACGGCAUAGAAUGCUCCAAAACGACAUGGUCACCGUCGGAUCGCGAGCACAACCCUUCGCUCAUCCACAUCGCAAUGACUCUCGACGCCAUUUACCUCCGUGGCUCAGUCGCCGGCGUCUUCUCCGUUCUACAGCACGCUUCUUGUCCUGAGAACGUUGUUUUCCACUUCAUUGCCACUCACCGCCGCAGCGCCGAUCUCCGCCGCAUUAUCUCCUCAACUUUCCCUUACCUAACCUACCAAAUUUACCAUUUUGACCCUAACCUCGUCCGCAGCAAAAUCUCCUCCUCGAUCCGUCGUGCUUUGGACCAGCCUUUGAACUACGCUCGGAUCUACCUCGCCGAUCUCCUCCCCGUCGCCGUACGCCGCGUAAUCUACUUUGACUCCGAUCUAGUAGUCGUCGACGACGUGGCCAAGCUCUGGGGAAUCGAUCUGCGUCGUCACGUCGUCGGAGCUCCGGAGUACUGUCACGCUAACUUCACCAACUACUUCACUUCAAGAUUCUGGUCGAGCCAAGGCUACAAAUCGGCGUUGAAGGGGCGUAAGCCGUGUUACUUCAACACCGGAGUGAUGGUGAUUGAUCUCGGGAAAUGGAGGGAACGGAGAGUUACGGUGAAGCUUGAGACGUGGAUGAGGAUACAGAAACGACAUCGUAUCUACGAGUUGGGGUCUUUGCCUCCGUUUCUGCUUGUUUUCGCCGGAGAUGUUGAGCCGGUGGAGCAUAGGUGGAACCAGCAUGGUCUCGGCGGAGAUAACUUGGAGGGACUUUGCCGGAAUCUGCAUCCAGGACCGGUGAGUUUGUUGCAUUGGAGCGGGAAAGGGAAGCCAUGGCUAAGGCUUGACUCGAGACGGCCUUGUCCGUUGGAUUCGUUAUGGGCGCCUUAUGAUCUGUUUCGUUACUCACCGUUGAUCUCUGACAGCUGAUCUGAUGAUGGCAAUAAAAUAAUAACAUCGGACGGUGGUGUUGAGAGAAGAGGGAGACGUGGCCGUGUUUUGCUGACGUGGAAGAUACGUCUAUGAAAGCCACGUGGCUGAUGAUCGAAGAGGUGUUGUGUUUUGAUCUGACGGUGUUUAACCAAUCACGUGAUAAAAAGUUUUAAGCCAAGUGGAAUCAAAGAGAAGAAAAGGUUAACGAAGUGAGUUAGUUAGAUUUUGCAACAGUAGUUUGAUGUGUUAUGUAACAAAAUGGGUUACAAUAAGAUGUAUCUCUAUUAUUUGUUAUUUACUUCAAUUGAUAAUUCAUUUUUGUAGUUCAAAGAUCAAAACAUUAAUAAGAGUUUGGUGUUGACGACA